Messenger RNA from Lathyrus sativus (Indian pea), 381 nucleotides. Lineage: Eukaryota; Viridiplantae; Streptophyta; Magnoliopsida; Fabales; Fabaceae. The record is from the annotation of a GenBank genome assembly.
AUGAUAGAUAUGUGUCUGUCAGAUUCAGAUUAUACAUUUGAAGAGUUGGAGACUAGUGAGGAUUCAAGUAGUGACUACUCAGAUGAAGGAAUUAAGGAAAAAUAUCCAUCAUUUGUGAUGCCUAAGAAGCUUUUGGACUAUAAGUGGGUUUUGGGUACCAUGUUCACAAUAAAUGAAGAUUUUAAAGAAGCAAUAGCAAACUAUGUUGUUAAUAAUGGUAGAGAUUUUCACUUUAUAAAGAAUUAUAAGACAAUGGUUAUAGUGGGAUGCAAGGAAGGGUGUGAAUUGGUUGCAUUAUGUUCCAAAUUUUUAAAUAAGGAUGCGUGGCAUCUAAUAAAAUUGAUUGACACUCACUCAUGCAAAAUAGGGAGUUUAAUGUAA